Molecule: messenger RNA, 684 nt
Organism: Acaulospora morrowiae
Lineage: Eukaryota; Fungi; Glomeromycota; Glomeromycetes; Diversisporales; Acaulosporaceae
Source: the annotation of a GenBank genome assembly
AUGCAACGUUCCAAGUCCCAUAACGCUCCAGCUCGUACUCCAUCUGACAAUGUCAGUCAACGUGUUGGAAACAAUAAUAAUCUUAAUAACAAUGCUACCUCUGUAAUGAACUCUAAUAACGCUAAUGGUUCCACUAUAGUUAACACCGAGUCACAGCAACUGAAAGGUCUUGAAUGGGUACUUGGACUUUCGAUCAAAGUAAAGACUUUGAAUGAUGACGACAAUAAUUCCGGAAAUCCUCCAAAAUAUGACUUUCGGAUUCUGAAAAUCAGCUUCCUUAGAGAUGUAGUUCAGUUGCCCAACCGUAAACCUUCAAUCGAUGGUAAUUCAAACACUGCUACCAAUAGUACAUCUACAAACAGCACAUCAACGAAUGGUCAAAAUACAAGUGCAUCUGUUUUUUCGACGGCAGUUCCUUUAGUGGGUUAUGUACAAACGGAUAGACUUCAAUCAAGGGAAUUGCAAUCGGUGAAAGAGACACAAAGUGCAUUGGCCAGAAUUGGGGUGGGUGUGACACAGGAAGCUCAAGAUAUUUUUGAUGCGCUGAGUAAAACAUUGCCAUGCCGAUGGUCUAAAGAUUCAAUUGUAGUCCUAGAUGAAGUUAUUAUUGGACCACCGUAUGAUAUAGAAAACUGUAAGGCAAAUUCUGGCGCAUCAGGUUCGCUGGCGAGGGUCAAAAAAGUG